AUGAGGGAUUUCGCUUCAGAGCAGUCUGUAUUGGCUGCUACAGCCGGCCGAUAUUCGUCACCAACAUCGCCCCUCGUUACUUCCUCCCGAGAACCUCUAUGCGGUGAUUCCGAGGGCUGGGGUCCUAUCAGCGACCUGAGAUGGGAUUUCACACCCUGCUUCCUUGACGUUUGGAUCAUCGGUGUCGCCUUAUGGGGGAUCUUACUCGGUGCAGGAGCAAUAUGGUAUCUGUUGAAGAAGCGGGUUCCGCAGGAUGUCCCGAAAAACUGGCACUUUUAUACCAAACUGACCGUAAUCGGCGUCAUCAUCCUCGACACCGUUGUACAAGCCGCACUGCAAGUCCAACGCUUACCAGGAAUAUGGUUUCAAGAUAUUAGAUUUUAUACAACCAUCGCUACCAUCGCCUCUCUUGCUGUUAUCUUCACUGUACAGUAUUAUGAGCAUUGGCGGUCGCGCAACCCGAAUGGCGUGGUUCUCUUCUACUGGGUCUUCUUCAUACUCGCACAUGCUGUCAAACUUCGCUCUUUGGUGGCUAGGGAUGCCCACAAGGAUCGACUGCCCUACUUUGUGACAUACAAUGUGGGCUUCGGUCUGGCUAUAUUGGAGUUCGUAUUGGAGUACUUCAUUCCUAAAAAGCUGAGCGCCUACGACGCAUUGGGAGCCGACGAUGAGUGUCCAUACGAAUACGCCGACAUCUUCUCCGUUAUUAGCUUCAGCUGGAUGACUCCAUUGAUGAGGUUUGGCUACAAGAAUUAUUUGACCCAAGAUGAUCUAUGGAACUUGCGCCCACGAGACAGCACCAAGGUGACCGGGGAACUCAUGGAGAAAGUUUGGAAGCACGAGCUGGAAAGGAAGAAGCCGAAUUUGUGGAUAGCCCUGGCUCGGGCAUUCGGAGGCCCUUUCCUGAGAGGAGCUCUUAUCAAGACCAUCAGCGAUACGCUUGCAUUUGUCCAACCUCAAUUACUCCGACUCUUGAUCCUGUUUGUGGAUUCCUAUCGCCCAGGUCGAGAACGUCAGCCACCCAUUCGCGGAAUUUCCAUUGCAUUGGCCAUGUUUGCCACAUCAUUUUGCCAGACAGCUGCCUUGCACCAAUAUUUCCAGCGUGCUUUUGAGACCGGCAUGCGAAUCAAGUCUUCUUUGACUGCCAUGAUAUACUCAAAAUCUCUGCGGCUUUCCAACGAGGCGCGUGCCACCAAGUCUACCGGUGACAUCGUUACAUACAUGAGUGUCGAUCAACAACGCCUCGCUGAUCUAGCUCAGUGGGGCCUACAGCUUUGGUCUGCCCCAUUCCAGAUCACUCUGUGCAUGCUGUCACUCUAUCAACUGGUGGGCGUAUCAUGCUUUGCUGGAGUGGGUGCAAUGAUUAUCAUGAUACCGGUGAACGGUUUCAUUGCCAGGUUCAUGAAGAAGCUCCAGCUGUCGCAGAUGAAGUACAAAGAUCGCAGAUCCCGGCUCAUGACCGAAAUCCUCAACAACAUGAAGAGCAUCAAGCUGUAUGCAUGGGGUUCGGCGUUCAUGGAAAAAUUGAGUCACGUACGCAACGACCUUGAACUGAAUAACCUGCGAAAGAUUGGAGCUGCCCAGGCUUUCUCAACCUUCACGUGGUCUGCGACUCCAUUCUUCGUCUCAUGCUCGACCUUUGCCGUCUUUGUGUUGGUCAACAAUCGACCACUCACGACGGACCUGGUGUUCCCCGCUCUAACGUUGUUCAAUUUGUUGACGUUCCCGCUUACAGUCCUCCCUAUGGUGAUUACCAGCAUCAUCGAAGCCUCUGUGGCUGUGAAGAGACUGACUGAUUUCUUCACCGCGGACGAGCUCCAGGAGGAUGCAGUUCGAUUCGUUGACGAACCACCCAAAGAGGCAGGCGAGGCUGCGGUCACUAUCCGGGAUGCAACGUUUACCUGGAACAAGAACCUGGACUUGAAUGUGCUACAGAACAUCAAUUUUACCGCCAAUAAGAGCGAACUGACCUGUGUCGUCGGUCGUGUCGGCGCUGGUAAAUCCUCUCUUCUUCAGUCAAUACUCGGAGAUCUAUGGAAGAUUAACGGCGAGACGGUCGUGCGAGGGCGCAUCGCGUAUGCUGCGCAAUCAGCUUGGAUUAUGAAUGCGAGUGUGAAGGAAAACAUUACCUUUGGACAUCGAUGGGACCCUCAUUUCUAUAAUCAGACUGUCAAUGCAUGUGCUCUGGUCGAUGAUUUUAGGCAGCUACCCGAUGGUGAUUCAACGGAGGUUGGCGAGCGUGGGAUAUCUCUGUCUGGAGGCCAAAAAGCUCGUGUUGCACUAGCACGGGCCGUGUAUGCGAGGGCGGACAUAUACCUCCUCGAUGAUGUCCUUUCUGCGGUUGAUCAGCAUGUUGGACGACAUCUUAUCAACAACGUCCUCGGGUCGAAAGGUCUCCUGAGUGGAAAGACUCGGAUAUUGGCUACUAACGCUAUUCCUGUGCUAAAAGAAGCUGACUACAUGUUUCUUCUGCGCGACAGUACCAUUCUCGAAAAAGGAACAUAUCAGCAACUCAUGGCCAUGAGAGGCGAGGUCGCCAACUUGAUCAGGAAUUUCACUUCCGAAGACGGUCACGAGGAGUCCGAGGAAGAACGAAGUCCGAGUAUUGAGGGCAUGGAAUCCGACGAUUCUACAACUGUGAUCAAUGGGGAUGUUAACAUUAUCCAUGACGAGUUCGACGCCGAAGAAGCCGAACAGGUGCGUCAGGAUGUUGGUGGCCUUAUACCAAUCCGCCCUGGCCCGACCGGUCCAUCAACUGUGCGGAAAACAAGCUUCAACACUUUACGACGUGCGUCAACGGCCAGCUUUCACGGUCCUAUGGGCCGAAUGAAUGAUGAAGAGGCCGGCCUGAAGUCUAAGCAGACCAAGGAGACUUCGGAACAAGGCCAGGUCAAGUGGGCUGUCUAUACAAGCUAUGCCAAAGAGAGCAAUCUUAUCGCCGUCUGUAUUUAUUUCGUCGCUCUCCUUGCUGCUCAAACGGCCCAAGUUGGGGGCAGCUUCUGGCUAAAACGCUGGUCAGAAAUCAAUGAGUCUUUCGGUUCCAAUCCGGAGGUGGGAAAGUACAUUGGCAUUUACUUCGCUUUCGGCAUUGGAAGUGCGGCACUUGUUGUCGUCCAGGUACGUUUGCCAUUGGCUCUACAAGACAACGCCACUAAUUCCAUACAGACUUUGCUCCUCUGGAUUUUCUGUUCGAUCGAGGCCUCCAGGAAAUUGCAUGAUCGAAUGGCUUAUGCGAUAUUCCGAUCGCCUAUGAGUUUCUUUGACACCACCCCCAUCGGACGCAUCCUCAACCGCUUUUCCAGUGACAUAUACAAGGUCGAUGAAGUCAUUGCUCGUACUUUCAAUAUGCUCUUCGUCAACACUAGCAGAGCCUUUUUCACGCUCGGUGUCAUUGCUGCUUCGACACCAAUUUUCUUGCUUUUGGUCAUUCCUCUGGGUGCUAUCUACAUCGUAUACCAGAGGUACUAUCUUCGAACCUCCCGAGAAUUGAAACGAUUGGACAGUGUCAGCCGCAGUCCGAUCUACGCCCAUUUUCAAGAGUCGCUAGGAGGUGUCUCAACAAUCCGCGCAUACCGGCAGCAGAAGCGAUUUACCAAGGAAAAUGAGUGGCGCAUGGACGCAAAUCUACGAGCAUACUUCCCCUCGAUCAGCUCCAACCGUUGGCUUGCGUUCCGCUUGGAAUUCCUCGGAUCCGUCAUUAUCCUUGCUGCCGCCGUUUUUGCCAUCAUCUCAGUGACGACUGGUGGCUCACUUUCUGCCGGCAUGGUCGGCCUUGCUAUGUCGUACGCAUUGCAAAUCACACAAUCACUGAACUGGAUUGUGCGCCAAACUGUCGAAGUUGAGACCAACAUCGUGUCUGUAGAGCGAGUGCUUGAAUAUGCCGCUCUGCCCAGCGAAGCGCCAGAUGUCCUCUUCAAGAGCCGUCCCAGCAUUGGAUGGCCCGCACAUGGUCAAAUCACAUUCGAAAACUAUUCCACUCGGUAUAGGGAGGGCUUGGAUCCCGUUCUGAGGGAUAUUAACUUGAGCUUCAAAGCUCGGGAAAAGAUUGGGGUGGUUGGACGCACUGGUGCGGGAAAGAGUUCUCUAACCUUGUCUUUGUUUCGCAUCAUUGAACCAACAUCUGGUCACAUCAGCAUUGAUGGUCUCAACACCUCUACCAUUGGUCUCUUAGACCUUCGAAGGCGGCUGGCCAUUAUCCCACAGGAUGCCGCUCUUUUCGAGGGCACGGUUCGCGACAAUCUAGACCCCCGCCACGUUCAUGAUGAUACUGAAUUGUGGAGUGUUCUUGAGCAUGCCCGCUUGAAAGACUACGUCUCCGGCCUGCCUGGCCAAUUGGAUGCCACGGUCCAUGAAGCUGGGUCGAAUCUAAGUCAGGGUCAACGUCAACUCGUGUCUCUUGCGCGUGCACUACUAACUCCCAGCAACAUCCUGGUUCUGGAUGAAGCAACUGCAGCAGUGGAUGUGGAGACUGACAAAAUGCUGCAAGCCACUCUUCGCAGCAACGUGUUCGAAAAUCGCACGAUUAUCACGAUCGCCCAUCGCAUCAACACCAUUCUGGACUCUGAUCGGAUCGUGGUGCUACAACAAGGGCGAGUGGCCGAGUUUGAUACCCCGGAGGAGCUGAUCAAGAAACGGGGAUUGUUCUACGAGCUUGUCCGAGAAGCUGGGCUUCUUGACAGCUUCGGCAAUGGAAGUGCUGACUCAAGCCAGCACUAAGGUAGCCACCGCACCAAUCGGGGAACAAGGGGCUCCGGUUCCGUAACCCCUGCGUCGGUACCAGUCAAGAGCAACUUUAGAUCGGACACGGCACAGCAGAAUGCUGACUUACAGAUCGAUCGGGGCACACGCUCCCGCUAUUGUUCAGUGCUCCCUCCUGCGGGGCUUCUACA
Messenger RNA from Exophiala viscosa, 4889 nucleotides. RefSeq names its product ATP-binding cassette, subfamily C, member 3. Gene Ontology annotation, biological process: transmembrane transport. Gene Ontology annotation, cellular component: membrane. Bases 1 to 4716 code for a protein of 1571 amino acids. Gene Ontology annotation, molecular function: ABC-type transporter activity; ATP hydrolysis activity; ATP binding. The record is from RefSeq and is a predicted model, not a curated record. The transcript is spliced from 8 exons. NCBI's taxonomy places the organism in Eukaryota, Fungi, Ascomycota, Eurotiomycetes, Chaetothyriales, Herpotrichiellaceae.